This is a messenger RNA of Gadus macrocephalus (Pacific cod), 10724 nucleotides long. It is a transcript of the gene usp24, whose product is annotated as ubiquitin specific peptidase 24. The record is from RefSeq and is a predicted model, not a curated record. NCBI's taxonomy places the organism in Eukaryota, Metazoa, Chordata, Actinopteri, Gadiformes, Gadidae. Gene Ontology annotation, biological process: protein deubiquitination. Gene Ontology annotation, molecular function: protein binding; cysteine-type endopeptidase activity; cysteine-type deubiquitinase activity. Bases 149 to 8065 code for a protein of 2638 amino acids. Gene Ontology annotation, cellular component: cytosol; nucleus. The transcript has 69 exons.
UCCACGCAUCCUCGGAAACGUAUGGCGCUGUUGUGGGAAUCCAUCGUGACAGGUUAGCAGUGGACUGUAAACAUGGCGGCGUGCACGGCGACAGGGCUGUGCUCCAUACCCCGCUGCUACUAGUCUGAGAGACGGAGACGCGCUGAACAUGGAGACUGAAGAGGAGCAGCAUAUGACAACGCUCCUAUGCAUGGGCUUUCCAGACCCCGUUGCAAUACGGAAAGCGCUUCGCUUGGCAAAGAAUGAUAUAAACGAGGCAGUCGCGCUUCUAACGAACGAAAGCCCCGGACUCGGGUAUGGUUAUGAGCCGAUGGAGAGCGGGCCUACCACGGGCUCGGGGACAGGAGGAGACGGGGAAAACAGCGGGCGUACUGGGACGGGGGGUUUUGAUCCCCCGCCUGCAUACCACGAUGUAGUGGACAGCGAGAGAAGUAACGAUGAGAAUGGAAACUGCUCUGGAGGUAGCAUGGAGUUCCCCACCACCAACCUUUAUGAACUGGAGAGCCGAGUGUUCACCGACCACUGGUCCAUACCCUACAAGAGAGAGGAGUCCCUGGGCAAGUGUCUCAUCGCUUCCACCUGCCUCGCCCGACAUGGUUUGGCUGAUGCGGACGAGAACUGUAAGCGCUUCAUGGAUAGGUGCAUGCAUGAAGCCUUCAAAAAGUUGCUGACCAGCAGUGCUGUCCACAAGUGGGGCACAGAGAUCCAUGAGGGAAUCUACAACAUGCUGAUGCUUCUGGUGGAACUGGCUGCUGAAAGAGUCAAGCAGGAUCCCAUCCCAGUUAACUUGAUGGGUGUUCUGACCAUGGCCUUUAACCCUGAUAAUGAGUACCACUUCAAAAACCGCAUGAAGGCCUGUCAGAGGAACUGGGCAGAAGUGUUUGGAGAGGAGGCCAACAUGUUUGCUGUAUCCCCUAGCAACAGCUAUCAAAAGGAGCCUCACGGUUGGCUGGUGGACCUGGUGAAUCGAUUUGGAGAGAUGGGAGGAUUCACCGCCAUCCAGACCAAGCUUAAUACUGAGGAAAUCGAGAUAGCGUGUGUAUCAGCCCUGGUUCAGCCUCUCGGAGUUUGUGCAGAAUACCUCAACUCCAGCCUGGUCCAGCCCAUGCUUGAUCCGGUCAUCCACAAGAUGAUAACCUAUGUACAGAACUUGGAGGAGAAAGACCUGAAAGACAAGCGUCUGGUGAGCAUCCCCGACCUGCUGUCAGCCAUCAAGUUGCUGUGUAUGAGGUUCCAGAGGGAGCUGGUCACGGUGGUGGACGACCUGCGCCUGGACACCCUGCUCCGGAUGCUCAAGACCCCCCACUUCUCCACCAAGAUGAACUCCCUCAAGGAGGUGACAAAGCUUAUUGAGGAGAGCACAGUGUCUAAAACUGUUAAAAAUGCAAUUGACACAGACAAACUGCUGGAUUGGCUCGUGGAGAACUCUGUUCUGUCAAUAGCACUGGAGGGUAACAUAGACCAGGCGCAGUACUGUGAAAGAAUAAAGGGAAUUAUCGAACUCCUGGGCAGUAAACUCUCUAUGGAUGAACUUUCAAAGAUCUGGAGAAUCCAAGCCGGCCAGUCUUCAACGGUGAUUGAGAACAUCCACACCAUCAUCGCCGCUGCUGCUGUCAAGUUUAACUUCGAUCAGCUCAGCCACCUCUUUGUUCUCAUACAGAAGAGUUGGGAGGUGGAGAGCGAUCGCGUCAGACAAAAGCUGCUCAGUCUGAUCGGACGGAUCGGCCGAGAAGCUCGCUCUGAGGCUACAACAGGAAAGGUGUUGGAAGUUCUGUGGGAGCUGGCCCACCUCCCCACCCUGCCCACCAGUCUGGUUCAGCAGGCGUCUGAGGAGCACCUGGGGAUCCUGAGCGACGCUUACGCUGUCAAGGAGACCAUCAAGCGGAGUUACAUCAUCAAGUGCAUUGAGGACAUUAAGAAGCUUCAGAUUCAGGAGGAGAGUAAAGGCAGCGAGUCGCAAAGUUCAUUUCUUACUGGUUCUUGGGGCAAGCGGAAAGCUAACACAUCAGUCAAAGCUUCUCAACAGAGCAGUCCUCAGGCAGUUUGGGUUGUCCCUGCUCUUCGGCAGCUCCACGAGAUUACACGCUCCUUCAUCAAGCAGACCUAUCAGAAGCAGGACAAGAGUAUCAUCCAGGACCUGAAGAAGAACUUUGAGAUCGUCAAGCUGAUCACAGGCUCCCUGGUGUGCUGCCACCGGCUGGCCGUCACUGCUGCCGGGAACAACGGCCUGUCCAGCAGCACCCUGGUGGACGGACGCUACACCUAUCAGGAGUACCUGGACGGCCACUUGCGUUUCCUGGCCUUCUUCCUUCAGGAGGCCAGCCUCUACCUGGUGUGGAACCGGGCCAAGGAGAUCUGGGAGUGCCUGGUGUCCGGCCCUGAUGUCUGUGAGCAGGACAGAGAGAUGUGUUUUGAGUGGUUCACCAAAGGCCAGCAUGACCUGGAGAGUGAUGUCCAGCAGCAGCUAUUUAAGGAGAAGAUCCUAAAACUGGAGCCCUAUGAGAUCACCAUGAAUGGAUUCAAUCUCUUCAAAACCUUUUUUGAGAACGUCAACCUGUGUGACCAUCGCCUGAAGCGCCAGGGAACGCAACUGUGUGUGGAGCGACUGGAUCUGGUCGGGAUGGAUUUUAUCUGGCGAAUCGCCAUGGAGACUCCAGAUGAAGAGAUCGCCAACGAGGCUAUCCAGCUCAUAAUUACAUACAGCUACACCAACCUUAACCCCAAAAUGAAGAAGGACUCUGUGUCUUUGCACAAGAAGUUCAUCGCUGAUUGUUACAAACGGCUCGAGGCGGCAAGCUCUGCUCUUGGCGGGCCAACCUUGACACAUGCUGUUACCAGGGCAACAAAGAUGCUCACAGCCACCGCAAUGCCUACGGUUGCCACCUCCGUGCAGUCUCCAUCCAGGUACACAGCAGGCGGGUCUGGGUCCACAAAGCUUGUGAUCAUUGAGAGACUGCUUCUUCUGGCGGAACGAUACGUCCUAACUAUAGAGGAUCAGUACUCGGUCCCUCGCACUAUCCUACCUCACGGCGCAUCGUUCAACGGCCACCCGGUGACCCUUCAUGUCACCUACGAGUCCACCAAAGACACCUUCACCCUGGAGGCCCACAGUAAUGAGACCAUAGGGAGCGUCAGAUGGAAGAUCUCUGAGCACCUCAGCUGCCCUGUGGACAACGUCCAGAUCUUUGCCAACGACAGCGUGCUGACGAUGAACCGGGACCAGAAGCUGCUCUCCCAGCUGGGCUUCAGCGACGAGCAGAGCCUGACGGUUAAGAGCUCCAGCACUGGCACACCCUCUGGCAGCUCAGAGUCCUCCACCUCGGCCUCCAGCAGCUCCAGCUCCGCCGUGUUCAACUCUGCCUACGCACUGGAGCAGGAGAAAUCUCUGCCUGGAGUGGUGAUGGCUUUGGUGUGCAACGUGUUUGAGAUGCUUUACCAGCUGGCUAAUCUGGAUGAAUCCAGGAUCACUCUGCGGGUGCGGAAGUUGCUGCUGCUAAUACCAACAGACCCUGAGGUGCAGGAUGCUUUGGACAACUUUGUUCCCAAAGAGUCCAGCGUUUGGAGUCACCAGAAGACCCUCUUCACGCUGGGUCAGAGUGCAGGAUCUCGCUCUCCAUCCAUGUCCUCCAAGCAGCAGCACCAGCCCAGUGCCGCCUCGAUCCUCGAGUCCCUGUUCAGGUCCUCCGCUCCGGGCAUGUCCACCUUCAGGGUGCUCUACAACCUGGAGGUGCUGAGCUCCAAGCUGAUGCCCACAUCUGACGAUGAGAUGGCCAAGACCAGUGUCAAGUCCUUCUGUGAGAACUUCCUCAAGGCUGGAGGCCUCAGUCUGGUGGUGAACGUAAUGCAGAGGGAUUCCAUCCCCUCAGAAGUGGACUAUGAGACCAGACAAGGAGUCUACUCCAUCUGUCUUCAGCUGGCCAGGUUCCUCCUGGUGGGCCAGAGCAUGCCCGCCUCAUUGGACGACGACAACCUCAGGGACGGCGACGCGCUGUCGUCACGGCCGUUCCGGAACGCGGGGCGGGCCGGCAGGCAGUUGUCUCUCUGUGGGACCCCAGAGAAAUCCUCCUACAGGCAGAUGUCCCUCUCGGAGCGCUCCUCCAUUCGGGUGGAGGAGAUCGUCCCUGCAGCCCGAGUGGCCAUCCAAACAAUGGAGGUGGGUGACUACACCUCCACUGUGGCCUGUUUCAUGAGACUGACCUGGGCCGCUGCUGCUGGGCGACUAGACCUAGUGGGCAGCCCUCAGCCAAUCAGAGACAGCCACAGUUCAUUGCUCCCUCAAGGCGUUCGCACCAGAGUGAGCAGCACAGGAAGUAACUGCAGCUCCAGCAGCGAGGGCGAGGGCACUCCUACCGCAUUGCAUGCUGGGAUAUGCGUGAGACAACAGAGCGUCUCCAUCAAAGACACCAUCAUCGCCCGGGAGGCUUUGUCACUUCUGGUGACUUGUCUGCAGCUCCGCUGCCAGCAGCUCUCAUCUUUUUACAACCUGCCCUCUGUUAACGACUUCAUCAUCGACAUCCUGCUGGGGUCCUCCAGCGGAGAGAUCCGUCGAGUGGCCUGCGACCAGCUGUACACUCUGAGCCAGUCGGACACCUCAGGCUUACAGGAGGUGCAGAAGCCCAACCUGUUCCUGCUGACGGUGGUCCUCAGCGCCCAGCUGCCCCUCUGGAGCCCAACCUCCGUCAUGAGGGGAGUCAACCAGAGAUUACUUUCUCAGUGCACUGAAUAUUUUGAACUGAGGUGUCAGCUUCUGGACGACCUGACCAGCUCUGAGAUGGAGGCGUUGAAGUUGAGCGCGGCCAACAUGCUGGAGGACGAGAUCUCCUGGCUGGACAACUUUGAGCCCAGCUGGGGCUCCGAGAUGGAGACCAGCGAGGCUGACAACAUCCUGCAGGCAGGGCAUCUCCGCCUCAUCAAGACGCUGCUCUCACUCUGCGGCAAGGAGAAGGAACAACUCGGUCCGUCGCUGAUCCAGCAGCUGUUGGAUGACUUCCUGUUCCGUGCCUCGCGCAUCAUUAUCAACAGCUCUAACCCCGCGCCUGCCCCCACCCCCAGCCAUGACUUCCACCCAAAGUGCAGCACUGCCAGCAGCAGGCUAGCAGCCUACGAGGUGCUGGUGAUGUUGGCGGACAGCUCUCUGCCCAACCUGCAGCUGAUCACCAAGGAGCUGCUGUCCAUGCACCACACGCCUGACCCCUCCCUCAGCAAGGAGUUUGAUUACCUACCCCCGGUCGACAGCCGCUCCGUAUCUGGGUUCGUGGGGCUGAAGAACGGCGGAGCCACUUGCUACAUGAACGCUGUGUUCCAGCAGCUCUACAUGCAGCCUGGCCUGCCAGAGGCGAUCUUGUCUAUUGAGGACGACACCGAGCAGCCAGAGGAGAGCGUGUUCUGUCAAGUUCAGUCCCUGUUUGGUCACCUGAUGGAGAGCAAGUUGCAGUACUACAUCCCUGAGAACUUCUGGAAGAUCUUCAAGAUGUGGAAUAAGGAGUUGUACGUACGGGAGCAACAGGAUGCUUAUGAGUUCUUCACCAGCCUAGUGGACCAGCUGGACGAACAUCUCAAGAAAAUAGGGCGGGAACAGCUGUUUAAAAACACUUUCCAGGGGAUUUUCUCUGACCAAAAGAUUUGUAAAGACUGUCCUCACCGGUACGAGCGAGAAGAGACAUUCAUGGCCUUGAACCUGGGUGUGACCUCCUGCCAGAGUCUUGAGAUCUCACUGGACCAGUUUGUCAGGGGGGAGGUGCUGGAAGGCAGCAAUGCCUACUACUGUGAGAAAUGCAAGGAGAAGAGAACCACAGUGAAGCGGACGUGUAUCAAGUCCCUGCCGAGUGUGCUCUGCAUCCACCUCAUGCGCUUUGGCUUCGACUGGGAAAGCGGACGCUCCAUAAAGUACGAUGAGCAGAUCAAGUUCCCCUGGGUGUUGAACAUGGAGCCCUACACGGUGUCCGGUAUGGCACGCCAGGACUGCAGCGGGGAGGCUGGGGAGGGCCGCGGCGACGGGGCUGCCGGUGGCUCGCCCCGCAAGAAGGUAACCAUAUCGGAGAACUACGAGCUGGUGGGAGUUGUAGUCCACAGCGGCCAGGCGCACGCCGGACACUACUACUCCUUCAUCAAAGACAGACGGGGAGGCGCUCGCGGACGCUGGUACAAGUUCAAUGACAACGUGGUCGAGGAGUUUGACAUGAACGAUGAAACCCUGGAGUACGAGUGCUUCGGAGGGGAGUACCGCCCUAAGGUCUACGACCAGUCCAACCCAUACCCUGAUGUGCGCCGGAGGUACUGGAACGCUUACAUGCUGUUCUACCAGAGAAUAAGUGACCAGAACUCUCCAGUCCUUCCCAAGAAAAGCAGGGUCAGCGUAAUGAGACAGGAGGCCGAGGACCUCACUCUGCAAACGCAGGUUUCACAUUCUCCACACAGCUCCGCCCCCUCCUCUCCCGACGUCUCACCCCAGUCGUCCCCCCGCCCGCCCAGGGCAAACAACGACCGGCUCACCCUCCUCACCCGUCUGGUGAGGAAGGGGGAGAAGAAGGGUCUGUUUGUGGAGAAGAUGCCGGCCAGUAUCUACCAGAUGGUACGAGACGAGAAUCUGAAGUUCAUGAGGAACCGCGACGUGUACAACAGCGACUACUUCAACUUCACACUAUCCCUGGCCUCCGUCAACGCAACAAAACUCAAGCAUCCCGACUACCAGGCCAUGGCCAAAGAGAGUCUCCAGUUGUCUGUCCAUUUCCUCUUCCACACGUACCUGCACACCAAAAAGAAGCUCAGGGUGGACACAGAGGAGUGGAUGACUACGGUGGAGGUGCUGCUGUCUAAGAGCAGCGUGGCAUGUGGCUGGAUGGUGCAGUAUCUGGUGGGACCAGAGGGCCGAGAGAUCUCCAGGGUGUGUCUGCUGGAGUGCAGCCUGCGUGAGGUCCGGGUGGUAGUGGCCUCCAUCCUGGAGAAGACCCUGGAGAGCGCCCUGCACUUCAGGGAGCCGGGCCUGGACGGCCUGGUGGAUGCACUGCUCUCCCUGCUGGACAAGGACGUCCCAGAGAACGUCAAGAACUGCGCCCAGUACUUCAGCCUCUUCAGCAACUUCGCACAGCGGGGCUCCACCUCAUGCCAGUUGUUACUGAAACAUGCAGCCUAUCGCCGGAUGCUUGUAUUCCUCCUUGGAGCCAACAGGCAGAACAACCAGAACCGCCGCUGGAGUCCGGCGCAAGCCCGCGAGUUCCUCCACCUGCACAGCACCCUGGCCCUCAUCACCCUGAACUCUGACCUCACAGCCCAGAGGACCCAUGCCCCGGGAGCGUUCAAGCUGAGUGUGAGCAGUGUGCCCCCUGCCAGCGCUCUCAUGCCGCUCCACGCCGACCUGCAGGCCUCUCUCUUCACCCCAGAGGGGCAACCAUACCUCCUGGAGGUGAUGUUUGCCAUGCGGGAGCUGUCUGGACCACUGUCCCUCCUCAUCGACAUGAUGGCCUACUGCUCCUACUGCAAUGAGCCUUUCUCCUUCGGAGUCCUACAGCUACUCAAGACCCAGUUAGAGACAGCUCCACCACAUGAACUGAAGAAUGUGUUCCUGAUGCUCCAGGAGCUUCUGGUGGUUGAAGACCCUCUCCAGGCCCAGAGACUCAAGUAUGCGUUUGAGUCAGAAAAGGGCUUGUUAGCGCUGAUGCACCAGAGCAACAACGUGGACAGCAGCCGCUGCUACCAGUGUGUCAAGUUCCUGAUCACACUGGCCCAGAAGUGCGUUCCAGCCAAAGAUUACUUCAAGGAUCUCUCUGGUCACUGGAGCUGGGCGGUCCAGUGGUUACAGAAGAAGAUGUCCGAACAUUACUGGACUCCUCAGAGCAACGUGUCCAACGAGACGUCCACCAACAAGACCUUCCAGCGCACUAUCUCAGCACAGGACACGUUGGCCUAUGCAACAGCCCUGCUGAAUGAGAAGGAGCAGUCCGGCAGCAGUAACGGCUCUGAUGGGAGCCCAGCCAAUGAGAACGCAGACCGAAGCCUCCGCCAGGGUUCAGAAUCUCCCAUGAUGCUCGGCGACUCGAAGAGCGAUCUGGAGGACGUUGAUCCCUGACCCCUUCCGCAACCAGAAGAAUCCCUCCAAUACCGAGGUGGUGAAAAUGCUCCUGGCAGCCAAUAGAAAGACUGCACUUCAACUCUGAUUGGUCAGGACAUUUUAGACCCAACACAAAACCAAUCACUUUAUUCUUCUGGUCGCUAUGGCAACGGAGGGGCCAUGAAUAAACAAUGAGGCCCUUCCUGCUAGGCCACCCAAGGUGAUAGUGGAGCUUAAUAAUCAUUGAGGUUAGGAGCGCUUGAUUACGGCUAAGUGAGAACCUUCCAUGAACAAUGGAUGAAAUCAUCCUUUUAUUCAUUCACUCACUCAGAAUGACUAAAGGUCCAGGACGGGGUUGGGUUGUGUUUUAACAAUUGUUUUUGCUCCUGUUUGCCAAUAUAUCAACAAAGACAUAUUCAUAUUGUAAAGAUUUGUUCCAUACAUGUAAUUUCAAAAUGUAAGAUAAUAUUUUAAGGUCUCUGUGUACUCACCCUCACAGUUGUGUUACUACAAGAUGUGGCGUCGCCUCCCUCUGAGGUGUGUGUGUAUGCGUCCAUGCAUUCACCUGUGUGUGUGUGUGUGUCUGUGUGUAUGCGUCCAUGCAUUCACCUGUGUCUGUGUGUGUGUGUUUGCCUGCGUGUGUUGGCACAUGAGACGCCCACACAUUGAAAGGGCCGUGGUUGGGGUUUUUAAGUAUGCACUUUAUAAGCCUCACCCAGUCUAGUGUGGGACGUAGCGAAGCACUGACUGGGCUGUCCCACCACCACCUCACAGUUCUGCGUCUCCUCGUCAGAUUCCAACUGUACACUCCGAGUUUCUUUGUGCCACAGAGCGCAUGGAAACCAGCCCGGUGUGUAUGUAAACCCUCUGAGCCCAGCCAGCCUUUGAACGCAUCCCUUACUACAGUAACCAUGGACGUGGCAUCGCCUCGUCUAUUCCCUUGGCGAUGGAGAGCGGACUGGUGUAUGAAUCUUGGAGGAGAGGUGAACGGGGUUUAAGAUGCAAGCAGCUCUUCUGCUGGCUUUUAUCUGUUUUUGUUUACCUAUUUUUUUUUUUUCUCAGUUAUGCUUUUUAUGAGUAUGCUCUGCCCGUUUCCUCUGGCCUGGAUGUGUAGAUCUGGGGCACUUAGUUGAGGGACCGCCUUAUGCAAGUACCGCUGUUCUGCACCUCACAGCAAACAGCAGGGGGCAUCCGUGCCAAAGGAAGGGGAACUCAGGAGUACAUUUUAUUUUUGGUGCCAAUAUUGUAUACACACAGACACACGCACACCAACAAUUGCAGAAUAUACGCACAUGCUCACUCACCAAAAUGCAGAUCCAAACGGUUUUUCAUCAUGUGCAUUAUUAUCAUGUUUAGUUUGCCAACAAGAGUUUCUCUUUUCACGUCUAGCCUUCACCUCCUUCUUUUCUGCCUUCCCGGAACACUUCCCCCAUCUCCCACAUCCAGUCAAAUGUAGUCCCCCUCCCCGCCUUCCCCAUGCUCGAUCUCUCUUCCACCAAUCACAUCGGGAGACUUGAAGUGCCUUAACCUCCCGAUGUGUCCCCCUACCCCUUUGUCCUGUGUGCCCCAUUGUUUAGCCAGCGCUCCCGUCUGGAGAGCCACACCCUGGUUCCCCCACGAGAGGCUGAUCAGUUCCUUUUAUAUGCAAUGCUGAACGUGGCUUUCUUCCUUGUAGUGUUGAGGGGAUUUUGAGCACUGGGUGGGGGUGCCUCUGUUGUGUGCCAAGGUUUUUAGGAAUGUAGUUACCUGGGUAAACUAGGUUGCUGAAGUCUUGAAGCCCAAUAAAACAGGGUUAAGCUGGUGUGUGUGUUUGUGUUUGAGAUCAAAUGCUGCUUCUAGUCACUUAAUGUAGUUCAAAGUGUAGACUGCACAUUAGACAACCGAUGAAAUGAUUAUCUACUCCAGCAGAAACCUUCACCAAGACUGUAAGGUCCCAAGACGUUACAGUCCAGCUUCACGCAGAGCCCUUUGUGUUAUUCCCUAACCGUCGGGAGAUGAUCACCGCAGUCACCGUUUUUUAAACCAGGCUUUAAAAUAAAUUAAGGUGUGUGUGUGUGUGUGUGUGGCAGGCAAUCAUUUCUUGGCAUUUCCUUUGGUUUCAUUGACUACCUGGCUUUAGUCCACAUGGUGUUCCAUGUUGAACUGGUCAGCACCCCAAGCCCCGCCCCUCUGCCCUAACAGAUGGGGAUGUGAACCCAUCUGAUUCUGUGUGAGCCCGGCAAACGGCUGCAUGUGUGGCUGACGGCAGCAGCGAAGGCUUGUGUAUUAUGUGUAAAUGUUUACAUGGAAACCCCUCUCUUUAUCUUUGCAUCUGUGAAUCGCUCAUCCACACUCGUUAUCACAACCACCACCACCACCACCACAACUCCCUCAUACUCAGCCCGGCCACAGGGACGCUUUCAGUGGUCCCCUCUGAGCACCUAUAGAUCUUUUCUUUUUCUUUUUUUUUAGAGACUUUGAAUUGCUCUUUUUCUUUUUAGCCAUGGGAUGUGGGAAGGGGGGGGGUGAGGGAUGAUCUUUACGGGUUUUUACUAUCAUUCAACUUUGAACACUCACUUCUGAAGGACAAAAGUCUGCCACGAGGGGAUUCUGUAAUGCAUGUUAAAAAAAACUUUUAAUUUGUACAUCAGUUUGAUUAUGGGGAAAGAUUUGAUAUAAAAUAAACUGGAAUGCACAA